This is a messenger RNA of Zophobas morio, 2925 nucleotides long. It is a transcript of the gene boss, whose product is annotated as protein bride of sevenless. The record is from RefSeq and is a predicted model, not a curated record. The coding region runs from base 192 to 2354 and encodes 720 amino acids. Gene Ontology annotation, cellular component: plasma membrane. Gene Ontology annotation, molecular function: sevenless binding; adenylate cyclase inhibiting G protein-coupled glutamate receptor activity. The transcript is spliced from 4 exons. Lineage: Eukaryota; Metazoa; Arthropoda; Insecta; Coleoptera; Tenebrionidae. Gene Ontology annotation, biological process: G protein-coupled receptor signaling pathway; visual perception.
GUUGCUAAGCAAAUUAUUUCUGAGUCACACAGUGGGGUUGUGGAUGGGCUCGAGCAAGGUCCUCUAUUUUGUCCAAACAUUAAAAAUAAAAACAAGAAAUUGUGCAUUGAUGCGUUUGACGGAACCGGAAAACGCUCGUGGGCCAUUGUAUUUGAGUUUCAUGAGCGUACGUGAAAAUAGGUGCCAGUGCAAUGAGGGCCUUUUAUUCGAUCGUACUCAUUCUCACGAAUUUCGGUGCAAUAAAGUUAGACGGGGUUAAAGAAGUUCGGAGAAGGGACGGGGACGUGAACGUAGCGGUUAUUUUACGUAACGAAUGCAACAGCACGGAUCUCCUUACGGAGUUUGAACAUUCUAUGGUGGAUUCGGUAAUAUGGACCAUACACCAGCUCAACUCUUCCGAUGUUGUGCCAGGACUGAGUUUUGGAAUGACCAUUUACAAGACGUGUAACGAGGAUGAAGAAUACGCCACGAUUUUUGACUUGUUUCAGAAAAAAAAGGAAGAAUUUUUGCUGGGUUUGGUCACCACGUCGCGUUUUUCCUCGAAAGUUCAAAAGUUUUGUGACGUAUUGGAUUUAAGUGUUAUGCAAACGGUUAAGUGCGCUUUACCGCUAGUUAAGGCUUCGGUUGCGUUACUAAGGGCUCUAAAUUGGGUGGAAAAUGUUACGGUGGUUGCACAAGACGAAGUUGUUUUAGACGAAUUUUUAAAAGUUUCUCGAAAGGAAUGGAUUUGUGUCAAUGAGUAUUUUCUCGCUGCCAAUUCUAACAAACUAUCAAGAAAUGUGUCAUCAGAAUACUUUGUAAUUUUCGGCACCCACGACUUCAUUGCAACCGUUGCCAAAAAUUUUGACAUCACCAACGCAAUCGUGGUCCCAACCGAUGACGCAAUAUUAAACGAUUUACCGGAAAACACCUACAUCAUAAGCGCUCACUCCGCUCACAAUUUUGACCACCAAGAGCAACACUACUACACUCUUACCCCCCAACUGUUUGAAAUCGCCACCCCAUUGGUAACCUACGCGCAAAGUCUGAAACAAGCUCUCAACAACUGUACCCACUCCAACUACAAACUGUGUCUCAAAAAUUUCGGAAAAGCGCGCCCAUUCAUGUUGGAACCAUCUCAAAUUAUCGAUUUGCUCAAAAUUGAAACAUCCAGUAUUAACUAUUACAUCUACAAGUCUGACAAUGCCUCACUCCUUCGUACCAAACUCUUCGUCUAUAAUUUCUUCAGUGAUAAUUUAACUCAGUUGUCUUCGUUUGAUUUCGACAAUAACACGUCUAGCUACACAUGCAUGUCUCAAGAGGGAGGUUGCCAGAAGCAGUGCAAAAAUUUCGACUUUCGUAGCAACUUCAAGUUUGCACCCGAAGACUGUGAAAUGACUAUACGAACAGAGAGUUGGGUUUUUGCUUUCUUGUCUUUAUCCUUACUCGGGGUUUUACUUUGCAUAGCUAUUUUAAUCUUCCUUCUUGUAUCAAUCUGUCGCAGGAACGUCCUGGAAGGUAACCCCAUGUUGUCAAUACUCCUUUUAAUCACUGUGAUGUUGAUGUAUUGCUCAAUCCUUCCGCUAUCACUCGAAGGGGACAAAAGUUCCAAAAAUUCGAUUUGUGUAGCUAGAGCUUUAGCCAUAACUCUGAGCUUUGCGGCAGCUUUUUCCCUAAUCUUGAGUCGAAGCAUUCUUCUGGCUACAGCUUCGAAAGAAAUAGGUUUUAUGUCGCACGUCGCAGGUCCUGUUCAGUCUUUCCUCUGUCUAUUUAUUUUUGGUGUACAAGCAGCUCUUAGCUUCCAGGUAGUUAACCGUUGUAACGACAUCUUCAAAGGACACUCUUUCAUCUAUCUUCUUUCAUAUAACGUGAUGCUCCUGCUCCUUCUUCUCUGUCUCUCUCCUCUUAUCAUCAAAUGCCAAAGAAACUAUAAAGAAGGAAAGUACUUUACAUUCGCCGUUAUAACAAUUUCGUUUUUGUGGUGCAUCUGGUUACCAUCUUACGCAUUUUUGGGUAAACAAUACAAGGACUCGGUUCUUUGUUUUGGUCUUAUUUCCACAGCAAGUGCUCUUUUGGGUACCAUUUUCAUCCCUCGGACUUAUCUAAUGACUAUUGCCGCAGCCCGCGAUAAAAUGACAAGUGCUUUACCAUCUCUGGCAGCCACUACCAGCGCCAUGGACAUCUACAGAGCCGGAACUCAGCCUGUGUACGACUGUGUCAAUGUGGCCGCGAUUAAUGCCGUCACCGUCGCCAGGGCCGGACUCACGACAAUGCAACAGCCCGAUUUGUACUCUUGCCCGCAUUUGCCCGAAGAUGACGAUUUCGACGCACGCUGCGAUUCGCCCGUUCAUGAUGAUAAAGUGACAAGGUUUUAGAGGUCACUGUAUUGUUGCGAGAUGAAAUCAUUUAUUUGCACAAUAAUGUGAAAAGUAGAAGGCCGGAUGUUUUUUUUUAUGUAAAGCGAAGUUUGCAUUGUUUCCGCAAAUAGUGGGCACGGAUCAGAUAAGGAGUUCAUUCAAUUUUAACGGACGUGUGGCGUUAAUAAAUCGGAGUUGUUAAUAUAAAAAUAGGGUUGAUUGUAGGCUAGUUACGUAGAAGUGCUAAUGAACUGUUAGAUUUGCACAAGUGUGCAAAGUGUUACAGGUAGUGGUAGUAGCUAUUGUUGUGAUGACCGAGAUUUAACAUCAUGCAUCUGAUAGAUUUGUUCAAUACUCGAGCGAUUGGCUUGUGGUUUAUUAAGGACGAGGCUAACGGAAGUUCUAGAAGUGCGUGUUCCACAAAAAUUGUGACCUUAUUUGUGUUUAUUUAGCACUUCGAAAAUCCCUUAGCGCCGUCACUGAUUCUUCUAGUUUUAGUAAAGAGUCGCCUUAUCUCCCCCUGCCCACAUAACUUAUUGUAAUUUAUUUGUCGCUCUCUUGUACUAGUCAAUAAAUUUUUUACCUCCAA